Molecule: messenger RNA, 1772 nt
Organism: Punica granatum (pomegranate)
Lineage: Eukaryota; Viridiplantae; Streptophyta; Magnoliopsida; Myrtales; Lythraceae
Source: RefSeq, a predicted model, not a curated record
UUUCCUUCCGUUUAUUAACACCCACUUACCUGCCAACUGAAAACACACACAUACAUAGACAGUUACUGUCAAUUGUCUUCUAUCUCAGUCUGCUCUCUCACCCUCAGCUUCAGCUGCCGCCCUUCCCUAAGCUGACUUCUGAUCAGCUCGUAGCUCCUUCCAUCUCUUGCUACCGAAGCGAUACCCGCCUCCAUUACUGGACGUACGCAAGCGCCAUCCACAACUUCAUUUACUUUUCCUUCUUAGUAUGUUAUACGUUGCUUAAAUACUUUCCGUGCAUUUGUACAGUCAGCAUAAAGCUAUAACUAGCUAAUUUUAUGUCAAUAAGUUCGUACUCGAUGUUGAACUGGCCAGCAGUGCCCGACCAGUACCAUGGGAUCGUCACGAGUUCACAGCCAGUUGUAGAAGCCCCUCCUCAGCUUCUUAUGUCCACCGCCUUCCCCUGUUACGGCAAUGUCGACAAGGCCACAGCCUUCUGUCCGUACUGUGGUCUUAACAAUAACUGGUGCAAUGAGGUGGUUGUGAAGGCUGAUCCAUUGUUUUUCAACAAGGGCUACUGUUAUAAUUAUAUUAAUGAUGAUAUGGUUGAGCUGGCCGAUGAUCACUGUGGCCUCUCUUACCCGAGAAUUGCAAUCACUAUAACACCCACGGCCACGGUGAUCUGCUCGGUCCAACAUCAGGCAGCUACUCUCAAGUUAAUUAUCAUCAUAUUCAGGUUCAGCAGCAGCAACUGUUAUCUGGACCUGGACGUCUCAGCCUUUAUGACAAUGAUACGGUCAAUGCCGAUCAGUUCUACCAUUGUCGAGUACCACCUGAUCAGCCUCCAAACCGCGAUAAGCCGUGCUGCUUUGAUCUUCCUGAUCUGUUGUUCCCCCAGGGUAAUAUGUACCCAGCAGUCCAACCUCCUGUGCUGCAUUCUAAUGGGGUAUCGUGUAAGCCAGUUACCAUUGUAGAGCCAGAUGUGGAGCGAAGCAAGCCUAGGCUGAGGAGGGUGUCGGCACAGAGCCUGGCAGCCCGGGAGAGGCAGAAAAGAAUAGCGGACAAGACGCACGAGCUAGGGAAGCUCAUUCCCGGUGGGACUAAGAUGAACACCGCUGGGAUGCUCCAGUCUGCUUUCAACUAUGUCAAAUUCCUGCAGUCUCAAGUCCACAUUCUCCAACUCUUGGCUUCUUUUGACCCCUGCCAGGUGCAGGAAAAUGAUCCUGUUGAGGAAGUGGACAAGGAGAAGCUAGGACGGCCGGCUAAUGUGCUCGGGGUGGUCGCCUCAGUUCAAGAGAAGCUGUAUAAGGAGGGUAGCUGCAUUAUUCCCCCAUCUCUAGCCGAAAGCCUUAUCCAUCACCAUCCCCGUCUGCAGAACCUCCUGCAGCUCCUCUAAAUCAUUUUGCAUUAUGGGCAUUCAUUUUUUUUUUGGGGUAUUAUUUCAGGUUUUUUAAUUUUCUUUUUCCUUCUUGUAUAGCUGUAUUAGACAGUCUCAGUUAAUCACUGUGGUUGUACGUACUUCUAGUCUUCUAGAGGGACUAAGCCGAUGGAAUGAUAAAUUGCCAAAUUAGGUCAUUAUAUUUGUACUUUUCCUCUUUGCGCCAAACAUUUGCCCCCCUUUUUCUGUUCUUUUUUUCGAUGUCUACCUUUAUAUCCAAAAGUCUAACGGAUACCGACUAAUCCAACUCGAGCCGGGUAAGCCUAUUAAAGGAUAUAGCCCUUACAACUAGGGAUUUUCUCUAAUACUAAAGAGAACGAACGCUGAAUCGUUUGAACCAAUACUUUUUUUUUUC